AUGCAGUUGUUGAGCAGCCUCUUGUUCUUGGUACCCUUCGUGGUAGCAAGUCCUGUAUCACAGGCAAGCAAGGACAUAAUCCCCGGGCAAUACAUCGUUACUCUGAAAGAUGGCCUCUCGGCUGCAGAUAUUGAGUCUCACAAGACGUCUGUUGCCUCUAUCCACCGAUCAAAUAUUGCUAGCGGUCGUGGGGGAAUUGAAUCAGAGGGAAUUACGAACCAUUUCCAGAUUGAUACUUUGAACAUGUACUCGGGAGGCUUUGACAGGCGAACCGUAGAAGAGAUCAGACGUAGCCCAUAUGUCAAAUCAGUUCAUCCUGACCAAAUGAUUCAUCUUGCAGAGACAAUUACACAAACAAAUGCCACAUGGAACCUCGGUCACAUUUCGAACAAAGGAAAGCCAACCUCCACAUGGCAGAAUCCUGCUGAUUACAUUUACGACAGCAAGGCUGGAGAGGGAGUGUGGGCCUAUGUUUUGGAUACUGGUAUCAACGUUAACCACGAAGAAUUCGAAGGGCGUGCAAUUUUAGGCCGAAAUGCCGUUAAAGGAAAGCCUCAUGAAGACACCUUCGGCCAUGGUACAUAUGUUGCCGGAAUUAUUGCUGGAAAAACUUGGGGAGUUGCAAAGAAGGCCAACGUAGUUUCUGCCAAAGCCUUUGAUGGCGGAUCUAGCACAUACACGUAUAUCCUCGAUGCAUACAGCUGGAUUGUCAAGAACAUCACUGAUAGCAAACGUCAGUCAAAAUCAGUUAUUAACUUGAGUAUCUCUGGGGCUAAAUACCAACCCUUCGACAAUGCUGUUGAGAAGGCCUUCAAGGCCGGCGUUUUGACGGUCGCUGCGGCUGGUAACGACGGAAGGGACGCCUCACAAAACACCCCAGCAUCAUCGCCAAAUGCCAUUACUGUAGCAGCCGUUCGAUGGAAUAACACCAGGCCAAGCUUCUCCAACUAUGGAAAGGUUGUUGACAUCUGGGCACCUGGAGAUGGCAUCAAGUCCUGCUGGAUGGGCGCGAACAACGCAACCAACGUUGCAUCUGGAACCUCUGCAGCAAGUCCCCAUGUCGCUGGCAUUGUCGCAUACCUCAUGAGCAUGCAAAACUUUGCUUCUCCUUCUGCAGUUACUGCAAAGGUUCUUAGUCUUUCAAUCCCCGACUUGGUCCAGGAUGCAAAGGAUAGUCCAAACAAGGUUGCCUACAAUGGUAUCUUGGAGAUGAAAUAA
Ophidiomyces ophidiicola is the source of this 1218-nucleotide messenger RNA. RefSeq lists its product as uncharacterized. Bases 1 to 1218 code for a protein of 405 amino acids. The transcript has 5 exons. Lineage: Eukaryota; Fungi; Ascomycota; Eurotiomycetes; Onygenales; Onygenaceae. The record is from RefSeq and is a predicted model, not a curated record. Gene Ontology annotation, molecular function: serine-type endopeptidase activity. Gene Ontology annotation, biological process: proteolysis.